UAGGAGGGAGAGGGGUUAACUAGGCUUGGUCGUUUGAUGGUUUGAUCCCCUUUUCCGGAAUAAAUACUUUCAAAGCAAUCAAACGCGAGUUUCUAGCGGUGUUAACAAGUAAUGUCUCUGCAAUGUGCUAUUCAAAACGAAAUCUGGAUUUUUCAGCAUGGGCUGAGGGGGUAUUUUACCGUUGUUCUUUACCCUGAAGCUCUCACCGCGAUGAUAUUUAAUCAAGUUCCGUUUCCACAUGCAAACAGAGCAAACUCCAGAAGAAAAGUUGCCAGGAACUGACAAACCCAAUUCAUCCCAACACCGAGAAAUAAAAAUCAAUUUAUUUCAAACAAUAAUUUCCCUAAGCGUACUUUUCUCCUUUUUACUUAUUAUUAUUUAACUAGAAUAUAGCCGAUAUAUAUCCAUAUGGCCAAAACGCGACCCUCAAACAAAUCUUCGAAGAAAAGAGUAAAAUCUGGCCUUGGUGCCAACCGGUCUGCCCCGAGGAAAAUGAUUGAAGAUCCCGCAAUUUUCUUCGACCAAGCCACCGUUCUCCUCCAAACGGGGCAGCCGGAGGCCGCUCUUCCUCUUGCGCAACGCGGGUUGGAUAUCGCUUCAACCGGAUCUUCCAAUGUGUUAUUAGGCCUGAACCUGAUCGGCGAAAUAUAUGUUGAGCUGGGAGAGAUUGAUGCCGCGCGGGAACACUUCAUGCGAGCAGUGGCUCUAGAUCCGAACGGGGAAAUUUCUGAGUCUGAAGGAGGAGGCGCAGAGAAAUUCUUAUGGCUUGCGCAAUUGAACGAGGCCGGUGGCAAGGAUAGUGUAAACUGGUUCGAAAAAGGUGUCGCAACUUUGAGACGGAACAUACAGUCGUUAGAGCAAAGCAGCAAGACAGACGAUGCGUUGGCUGCGCAAGAGAAGAAGAAAAAGCUAGCACAUGCUUUAUGCGGAGUGGUAGAAAUAUACAUGACCGAUCUAUCAUGGGAAGAGGACGCGGAAGCUCGAUGCGAAUCGUUGGUUACGGAGGCUCUUUUAGUUGCCCCCGAUUCCCCAGAAUGCCUACAAACAUUGGCUUCGGUUAGAAUAUCACAGCUCCGACACGAUGACGCCCGAGCUGCGUUGUCGAGAAGCCUUGAGUUAUGGAAAGAUCUACCUCCAGAAAGUCCCUUGGUGCCAGACUUUCCCACACGGAUAAGCCUUUCUAGACUAUUGAUGGAAGCCCAGAUGGAAAUUGAGGCGCUCGAAGUGCUAGAAAGAAUGGCCCUUGAAGACGACCAUAGCGUUGAGAUGUGGUAUUUGGGAGGAUGGUGUCUAUAUUUGCUAGGAAAGGGCGAAAAGCUUCCCCCCAAUAAGAGCGACCUAUCAGAAUCUGAACUACGACAGGCUACAUUACGCUCCAGCCGAAGUUGGCUAAAACAGAGUUUGAAACUUUACGAGCUAGUAGAAUAUGAGGAUGUGAAGCUAAAGGAACACGCUGAGGAACUCGUCCAAGAUCUCCAAACCCAGCUGGGCGAUGUUAGUGACAGCGAUGAUGGCGAAGACGUGGGCGGAGAGUGGGAAGACGAAAGUGACGGUUCAGAUGAUGACGAUGAUAAUGUCCAGGGCGAAGAUCACAAAAUGACAGAUUCAUGAAUCCCCACCAAAGAGAAAGGAGUAAAUAGAAAGGAGAAGAAAGGAUCCUGUGAUGUCUUCCAUGUCCACAUUUUCAUGAUACCAAUUACAGCAGAAAUAAUGGACCAGGUCACAUUUCCGCCUGGUUAGGGGAAUAGAAAAUACUAGAUACAGAAAAAUACAAACUAGACUACCUUCAUGAGAAAUUAAAUCAUGCCCUCAUGAGCACUUUAAUCAUCAUGAUGUAUGGUAUUAACAUAAUAGUUUUUUAUAUCCAUACCAUACCUAGGAUAUAUUUGAACGCUCGGGAUUUGCCCCUUUGUUCGUCGCCUUUAGGGGC
Messenger RNA from Blastomyces dermatitidis ER-3, 1930 nucleotides. RefSeq names its product NAD-dependent histone deacetylase SIR2. Lineage: Eukaryota; Fungi; Ascomycota; Eurotiomycetes; Onygenales; Ajellomycetaceae. The record is from RefSeq and is a predicted model, not a curated record. Gene Ontology annotation, molecular function: protein binding. The transcript has 2 exons. Bases 409 to 1611 code for a protein of 400 amino acids.